UGAAUUUGGCUCCAUCAUGGAGGUGGGUACAAUUUGUUGGGGGUCAGGUAGUAUGAAGUUUAAAAACUAACCCGAGUUGGGGCAGCUAGGUGACAGUGGAGAGAGCUCCAGGCCUGGAAUGGGGAAGACCUGGCUUCAGAUCUUGCCUCCAACACUUUUUAGCCAUGUGACCCUGGGCUGGUCACUUAACCCCAAUUGCCUAGCCUUUGCUGUUCUUAGAAUUGACCCUAGGAUAGAAGAUAAAGGUUUUUAAGAAAUGCUAAACAGGAAUUUGCAGUUGGACCCAGGGCCACAGAAAGUAGAAGUUGACUGGAUAGGAGCAACCCAGGGUCAGAUCUGCCCAACUGGCAGUGGGUGGGCUGGAAUGGUCUGAGGUGACACCCAGGGCCCACUUAGGAGGCUUUGCCCUAAUCUAGGUGGGAAGAGAUGCAAGCCUGAGCUAGCUGUGGGAGUGGAGGGGUCUGGGGUGAAGAUGUGGAGCCAGGAACGCUAUAUGACUGUGUGUGGAGAACUGGGGGUGGGGGUGCGAAGAUAAGGGAGAUUCUCCAAGAGGGAGAAUUUUGGGGAAAGAAGUUCGUUUGAAGACAUGCUGAGUGUGAGAGCUUUACUAAAGGACUCUGUGGGGAUCCCCUGAAUAAACCCCAUGGGAGCAGAGAAAGAAGAGGGCCGAGUGCUGCAGGACACCCAUGGUUAGGGCCUAGGAGGUGGGUAAUGAGCCAACAAAGGAGCCACAGGAUAUCUUUGUGGAAAUUGUGGGAGAGGAGUGGCCAGCAGGGUUAAAUAUGGCAGAGGCUGGGAAGGAUGGCUAUCUGCUUGCUGAGCCACCUAGCUGCCCCUCCCGAAGUCACCCUCCUGCCUGGGCUCCUCCACCUGCCUCUCUUGAGGCAGCCUGCUCCAUUUGGGGACAAACCCACAGCGGCUUGGGAAGUUUUUACUGAGCCCACUGUAACUCCCUGCCACGCUGCUCCUGGAUUCUCGGCCAACUCUGAACCCCAUUUGCCAAAAUGGUUUCAAGUCCAUAAAGGUUUCUAUCAUAUUCCUCCCGAGUCGUCUUCAGGCCAAGCAAGCUGCCAGGGUCCUUCACUGUAGCACCAUAAAACAAUGGAUUAGGAAUCGGAGAUCUGGCUUCAAAUUCCGACUGUUGUGCCUUUGCGACCCUGGAAGUUACUCUACCAUUUUGUUUUCUCUCCUGUGAAAUGAGGUGAAGGUCCCUUUAUCCCUACCUAUGCACUCCUGGGAGCCCUUCCUGGGAAGGGCGGAUCAGUCUAUGGAGGCCCACACUUGAUCCCCCUCCUCCCAAAUUCUCCUCUUUCCAUGCCCUCCAUCCUUGGAAAACUGGCUAGACUGCAGCAUCCCUUCAAGCUGAUGGUCUUGCUACAUCUCUUCCCUUCCCUUUCUCAGCCAAACUCGCAGGAAAAGCUUCCUGCCUCCAUGUCCUCUGAACUGGGGGACCUUCUGCUUUGGAGCCACUGCUUGGAAUUGAUUCAGAUGGAAGGUUGGGCUUUAGAGAGUGGGGAUCGCUGUCAGGUGUGCACUGGGCUCAAUGGCUGCUCCAUUGUCUUUCAGGCUAACCCACUUUGGGCCGGGGGAGCGCUGGAAUUAAGCGUUUCUUGACCUGAAUAAGACAGUAGAAAUUCCGUUUCUGACUUGUCCUUCCAGCACCCUGAGAUGAUGUCACAAAGCACACGCGGACCCCAUCAGUCCUACCUGGCUAUGCAAAGCCGUGAGAGAAGUCUGAGGAAGGCUGGCAUUCCUUAGACGAGGGGCUCCCCGCCCCGCGGGCUCGCGGGCAUAACCGGGUGCACCCCUUCCCUCGGUCUCGGCCCGCCACUCCCCGGGAUUUCUUCGGACCCUCCCGCACGCAGCUGGGAAGGGCGUGAGCUGGGCCGGACUCAUUCUCAGUCCCACUCCCUCCAGAAGGCCCAAGAGCCACCAGCAGGGGGCUGCCCCGAGGCCUGCUUGGCCUCACUACUCGCGAGAUACUGAGGCAGCCGGGAGUUGGGGUGGGGAGAGAGGUUCGCCGCCCCCACCAGCCAGGGAGAGGGAGGUGGGCCGCAGGCGUGGGUUCUCCAGCCUUCACGCUGGGCUAGACAGUGGCAGAGGGGCGGGGCUCUCCUUAGAAACGGGAGGAGGGAAGAGGCCGCUUCGCCAGGGCAGUGUGCACACACACAAGAGCGCAGGGGAAAGCCGGCCGGCCUCGGACCUACCCUCUCAGGGGUUGGCCAGGGGCUGGACUGGACCAUUUCCUUUCCUUCACUACGGUCUGCCCACUACCCGGAACUGAUUUACAAAGCCGGAAGUGACCUAUAACCACUUCCCUUCAGCCUCAGGUCCCGCCUCCCGGCCCGCGUUCGGAGGAAGAUGCAGCUGCCGCCGGGGUUACUGGCUCGUCUGGGUCCGGGCCCGGCUGGGGGCUUCUCUGAGUCGUCCCCAUCCCCGGUGCCCCAGCUGCCCGUGGCCCGACACCCCAUCGCCGGGGCCGCCCCCUUUCGCUUCGUGCCUCGGGCUCAGAGCCUACCACGGGGACAUCCGCUGUUUGAGGAUGGGGAUAUCCAGAGACAUGCGUACCUGCAGGAUGUGGUGCAGCGCGUGUCGCAGGGCCCCGAGCCCGGGCGGACGCUGCCCGCCUUCGGCUGCUCGGUGGCCGGCUGCCCGCAGCUGUUCGAGAGCCUGGAGGCCUUCGAGCACCACUACCGGGUGCUGCACUCGCACGUGUGCGCCUCGUGUCGCCGCUCCUUCCCGACGGAGCGGCUGCUGGACGCGCAUGUGCUCGAGUGGCACGAUGCCCUCUUCCAGCUGCUGGCCGAGCGGCAGAGCAUGUACCAGUGCCUGGUGGAGGGCUGCGCCCUGAGGUUCGCCAGCAGCCGCCAGCGCCGGGAGCACCUGAUCGGCACCCACCGCUACCCCCCGGACUUCCGCUUUGACCAGCCCCGGAAGGCUCGGCGGCCGGGCCAGGGGCAACCUGGGAAGGGACUGGAGGGGGCACCGGAGCCACUCCAGCAGCAGCAGGAGGAGGCAGAGGCCAUGGAGGUGUGCCCUUCCGCCCAGGAAGUGCCCUCCGGGGCCCCUAAACGCACGUACAGUCGCAGGAUCCCAGCCACCAUUUGCUUUGGCCAAGGUGCAGCUAGGGGGUUCAAGAGCAAAGAAAAGAAGCGACUUCCGCGGAGUGAGACCCACCCUGAGUGAGACUGCUGCUGCGAGAUCUCCGGGGAGUGAGACCCGCCGUGAGCAAGACCUCUCCCCGCCUGCUGAGGCCUGAGAGGUGGCGCAGCCUUACAGGAAGGCAAAAACUAAAGGGGAGGAGGAGGAGCCAGAAGAAACCUAGAAUGGCUGCGGGGAGGUGGGGCGGCCACACCGGUGCCUUGGGCCGCAUAGCCCCUCCUGAGCCAGUACAGGGUCUGCCUGCUCUCACUCCCAUGAGAGGGGACAGGAGGGAGCCCCCUCCUUGGCCUCUGCCACCAGAGCGGGACUGCAGGAAGAUCCAGGAUCCUCAGCCAGUGGCACCUGCCUCGGGCUAUCUGCAGCUGCCUUCCAUGGACUUCUCCCUAACCCUUGAGCCUGAAAUAAAGUCUUGGCAAGAAGAUCCUUUCCAGCCUGAACUCUGAGUCAUUGGGUAGUGGGGCACGGGCUCCCCAAAGCUGCCUGCCCCUUCCUGGGAGCACUUUAGGGAACCCCUUAACCCUCAUUUUUUUUUUAAACCUCACCUUCUGUCUUAGAAUCAAGGCAGAAGAGUGGUAAGAGCUAGGCAGUGGGGGUCAAGUGACUUGCCCAGGGUCACCUAGCUGGGAAGUGUCUGAGGCCAAAUUUGAACCUAGGACCACCCAUACCUGGGCCUGGCUCUCCAUCCACUGAGCCACCCAGCUGCCCCCUCCUCUUAUCUUUUUAAAAGGAAAGUUAUGAAAAUCCAUUUGAGGUUUUCCCGUCCCCAUCCUUUGGGUUAAAAACAAGGCCUUGAGGCUUAUCUGGAUGGGGGAGGCACAUGUGUGAUAUGGGGGCCAGAUUGGGGUCUUGUCUGAAGAAUUAAUGACAUGGGCAGUCUCCAAGGUGAGUUGGAGGAUGGCUCCGAGAGGCCCCCAGGAAGGGGUCCUUUGUUUGGGCAGCUGUUGCCUGUCUCCAGGGAACGGAAGUCUGCACAGCUGCUUGGCAUAGCAGCUCCUGUGGCCAGAGCCUUGGCCUCCCUGGUGAGCAGAAGACAGGCCUGCAGGACAGACCGAGCGUCCAGGCAGGAUGACCCAGAAAGUGUGCGUGUGAGCCGUGUGUCUAAGGAGUUUGCAGGCGAGCAGAGCGACCGGCCACACUCACAGAGAAUGUGAUUAACAGUCUCACACGGUUCCCCAGACAGGACGAUGGCGUGGAAGGUGGUAAUCAUUUUAUUUCGCUGUUAUCAAGCAGAAACAAGUUUCCCCAAAGGCAGGAGACGCAGGACAGAUGUGAAAUGCCAACAAUCUUCAUUUCUGGUGAGGCAGCUGGCCUGGGCACAGGCACCACCGAGGACUGUUGGGGCUGAGCACGUAUGCGUGUGGAUGGAUGGACGGACACAGACACGCCGGCUCUCUCCCACCCCAGCCACUCCUUCCCCUCGGCCUGAGCAAGGUCACACAAGAGUGCCCUCUGCAGAACGCAGGAAUAGCCACUCCGUUUUGUUAAAUGAUAGAAAACAAUUCUUACAAGCAGGAGGAGGGGGUAGAAAUGGUGGCCACCCUUCGGUGACUCCGUGGCCAUCCAGCCUGAGGAUCUGUCCAUCCAGCGGCCACUCCUGCCCAGGCUCGCCUCCGAGUGGAGCAGGACUCUGGUGGGACCACAUGGAUUCUAUCGGCCAAACGGGCAGGCAUCAGAGCUCGAGCCUUGAAAAGACAAACUAACCCUGAGCUCAGAUGCCAGCUUGGAGCCUCUUCUCCAUCAGGCCUGGGGCCUCAAGUCCCGGUUUCCUGCCAAGGGAUGCCCUGGGCAUGCCGGGCACCUUCGCUAUGCUUAAAAGGUCUACACAGCUGGCUGGCCCUGAGACCCCCCUGCAUUUCCUGAAAUGGUCACCCCUCAUGAAUGAAGGAUGGAGGGAAGAAUGGAUGGCAGGACGCCUUCAGCCUUGGGGCCACCCUCGUGCCAGGAUUUUUACUGUCCCUCUUUCCUUCCCUCCUCUGCUGCCCCAAGUUCUGGCUGGAGUUGGACAGCAGUAGUGCUUGGAGCUAAUCACAUGCAAUGAAUGGAUGGAUAGAUGGAUGGAUGGAUGGACGGAGAAGUGAAUAGAUGGAUGGACAGAUGGAUGAGGACAAGCCACCUUAGGAAACAAAGUGCACAAAUAAGCUACAUUUGGCUUCAGCGAUUAAGGCCCACAUGGGUAAUAAGGUCCUGAAGCUGUGCCCACUCAGAAGGGCAGCAGCUGGCCAGGAGUGGUGCCCAGGGCCUCGGGCCUGGCUGCUUGGCCUUCCCUGGAGGGCUCCUGGGGGUGGGGGCAGUGGGAGGCUCAUGGGCUGCUGCCCCUAGAGUGCUUUUAUUUCAAGACAUAGUUAAUGAACAGCUGACACGUCAGAAACACGCAGAGUAGAAACCAGCAGCGUGAGCUUUGCAGAAAGCUUCCUGGCGUCCUCCUGCACAAAGACUUUUUGUUUAGAGCCGUGAGGUUCCUGCAACACAGAGACAGGCAGGUGGCGGCUGAGUGCGGCUCGGCGAUUUCUCUUCUUCUGAUGCUCUCCCCCCUUUACAUGGUGCCUUCACCGCCCUCGAGCUUAGACUGGGAGCUCCUUGAGGACGGCGUCUGUGUUCGAACCCCCAGAACAAGUCUGACAAAUGGAUUGACUGACUUCCUGCCUGAUGGGGAAUUUGACAAGGGCUUCUGGCCCCCUUGGCCUCACCUGGCCUGUACCAAUGACUUCUCCUGCCCGCCAGCAGUCCCUGACCCCUUGCUGGAAUGGGGAAGACUUGGGCCAGCUCUGUGCCUCUGAGCAAGGCUUGCUCUUUCAUGCACAGAAGAGAAAGGAGGGAGUUGUGGCAAGUCCUGGAGGGGGGCCACAACUAGGGAGGAUGAAGGCCCAGAUUUGACCUCGACUCUCAGGCCUGAAGUUCCUUUUCCUUUCAAAGUCUGAGGCUUCUCCCUCCCUCCCUGGCAGGAUGGACAGGACAAUGCCUUCAGGAGGGUCCUCAGGUUCACCCGAGGGGCCCGGCCCAGCCCAACCUGACUGGCUGGCUGACUGACUUGGGGCAGGUCUUUGGGGGGAUGGAGGAGAGGGAGCUGGUGAGCAUUUAUACCUCCAGGCUUAGUUUAUCCUUCUGUGGAUUGUCCAGAUUUAAGUAGGAGAAGAAAUGUUAAUAAGGUGGUAUGUGUGUACACAUUUUCUGGAGAGCCAGUCAUUAAAUAGUUACCAGCA
Molecule: messenger RNA, 6362 nt
Organism: Monodelphis domestica (gray short-tailed opossum)
Lineage: Eukaryota; Metazoa; Chordata; Mammalia; Didelphimorphia; Didelphidae
Source: RefSeq, a predicted model, not a curated record